Dicentrarchus labrax (European seabass) is the source of this 3041-nucleotide messenger RNA. Its product is annotated as olfactory receptor class A-like protein 1. Gene Ontology annotation, cellular component: membrane. Gene Ontology annotation, molecular function: pheromone receptor activity. NCBI's taxonomy places the organism in Eukaryota, Metazoa, Chordata, Actinopteri, Moronidae. Gene Ontology annotation, biological process: G protein-coupled receptor signaling pathway. The transcript has 2 exons. The record is from RefSeq and is a predicted model, not a curated record. Bases 166 to 1131 code for a protein of 321 amino acids.
UAAUUGGAGGCUGAGGGAAGAGAAGUCAAUCGACCAUGAAAAACAGAUCCAACCACCGCUACCUGUUUGCAAGUAUAAGAACACAAACAACCUGACUACUUUAGGAGAGAGGGAUCAGGGACAAGGUCCACGUAAGACCUACUUUGCUUCGAGUUAUUCUCAGGAAUGAUGUCAGUGGAGUUUAUCCGUGGGAUGCUCUAUGUGUCCCUCACUGUUGUGGGAGUCCCGGGUAAUGCUGCUGUCAUCCUGGCCUUCCUCCUCUUGCUAUACCAGGAGAACCGGCUCCUGCCAGCUGAUGCCAUUGUCUUGCACCUGGCCUGUGCCAACCUGAUGGUGGUGGGUGUUCGCUGUCUGCUGGAGACCCUGGCCUCCUUCCGCCUCGCCAACAUCUUUGGAGACUUAGGCUGUAAGGCUGUGAUCUUUGUCUACAGAACAUCCCGUUCCCUCUCAAUCUGGCUCACCUUCGUCCUGAGUGCCUACCAGUGCCUGAGCAUUGCCCCUCCAGGAUCACGCUGGGCCUCUGCACGCACCGUGGUAGCCCAGUAUUUGGGCUUUGUGUUCCUCUUCCUCUGGAUCCUCAACACCUGCAUGAGCUCAGCAGCCAUACUCUUCUCCUUUGGAACCCAGAAUGACUCCAGCCUAUUAAACCAUGGCAUCAAUGUACAAUUCUGCUACGUUAACUUUCCUUCAAAGUUGUCCAUAGAAGCAAACGGGGCAGCUCAGGUGGGGAGAGACGUGGUGCCCAUGGCCCUCAUGACUCUAGCCAGCCUGAUCAUCUUGGUCUUCCUUUACAAGCACAGCCAGCAUGUGAAGGGGCUCCGCAGCAGUAGUGGCGGCGGUAGGGGGAGUGGUGGGGCCGAGCAACGAGCUGCCAAAGCUGUGGUAGCACUUGUGACCUUAUAUGUGGUCCUCUAUGGGGUAGAUAAUGGGCUUUGGGUGUACACUCUCACUGUGAAGAAGACUAUGAGCUCCUCGCUGAUCUCUGACCUGCGUAUAUUCUUCUCCUCGCUAUAUGCGGCACUAAGCCCAGUGGUCAUCAUUGCGUCUAACAGGAAGGUGAAAGAAAGGCUGAAGUGUGCAGUGCAGGAGAAGCCUAUUCAGGAGAAAGCGACAAGUCUUUCUACAAUGUGAGGCCUGCUGCGGGGGACUGAUACUGAUACUCACAGAGCAGCACAGGAAGCCAAGAUGAUGUGGACUGAAAAGUCUGGGUCAUGUGUGGGUCAGUCCAUCUUUUCAUAGAUGUGAUAAAUUGUGUUGUGCAAUGGGAACUAAAGGAGAGACUCGUCUUUCUUCUGUAGUGGUAUUUUUGGUUGUGAAUUCAUAAUAAUUGUGAUUUUUCUAAUAUUUAUUGAAAUAUCUGUUUUUUAGGGACUUUUCAGAUAUAAGUCAUGAGGGUUUUAUCACCUGUAGCUCUGGAUGAGAUGCUGUACAUGAGGGUAAGGGGACCCUAUAGACUCUCUGUCUAUAAUUAAGGAAGAAAACUGUCAUAAUGACCUUGUUACUCGGUACAGUUCUCUAUGACUCUCUGCUGAUCUGGCACUAUGUUGCUUUGUUUGUUUAUUCAUUAUGCUCUCUCUAUCUUAAUUGGAUGGAAGAAUUAUAGCCGGGUGACUCAGUAGCUGUCAAAUGACUUCCAGCUGCCCAUUUAACUAUAAUUAAGGCUUUGAAUAGAAUCUGGGAAAUGUCCUGUGCUAAUGAGGCAGGUUAAUUGUCCCACAGAGAACUGGUUUAAUACCUGAUGGAAAAACUAUAUUCUUUAGGGAAAAAAAGAAAAGAUGAAAAAGAUGUUCAUUACUCUAAUACUGAAUUACUCAAUACAAUGCUCACAAUGUAUGUCUUAGUUCUUCGGGUGCAGUUGUAAGAGGAGGAGACCGUAAAGACUCAAAGCUACGACUUGGCACACGCCCUGAAGAGUUUGCUGUGGAAGUGGCAAUGUGGGAAUUUAGGAGUCAUUAUGUAAUUGCCAUGUCUUGGGAGAAGCAAGGACAGAAAGACAGGGUGAGGACAUAACAACCUCUGUGAGUGACAGUCCAAAAGACAUAAAGUGGACUGCCAGCGCCCUGUGAUCCUGCAAUAACUCUAAAGUGCAAUCAGUGCAGCGCUUUUCAACUGCUGUCGCAAUGCAGGUGCGGAGGAGGAGAAGUCCUCUUUCUGUGCUUGUGCAGAACUGUGGCAUUCAGGUUGACAUCAAAGGAUAUACAAUACGGUUGAUCUUUUGUCAAAGAGCAAUAUUCACUUUUUAUUGUUAAAGUUUCAACCAAUAAAACCCUCCAUAAUGUGAGUAGAUUUCUUUUUGAAAGCUUCUCUCCAGAUGACAAAUUCCAUGCGUCUUAUUCUUCAAACCACUGAAAUCUGAUUGGCACUUUACACAGACUCCGGUGGAAUGAAGGAUAGAAUACAUGGAUGGUUUCAUUAGAGCAGCGAGCGUGCUGGCGCCUCCGGUGAGGAAUCACUGGGAAUGAAAUAGUUGACACGGCCGAUUCCCUUCAACGCCUCAGAUGAUGUCAUUCUUUCUUUUUCUGUCGAUAAGAAGUGGCAGAUUAGUUAAAAGGAACAAAUACAUGACAAACAGGUUCCAUUUGUGUGUAUGUUCAUGUCUCUUUCUAUGUGUGUGUGUGUGUGUGUGUGUCUGUGUGUGUGUGUAUGUAGGGUGUGCCAGGCAGGCCUCUCCCUGCACAAGACAGGACCUGUUUUCGCUGUUUUCCAUCCUUCGAGAGUCUUUUGAGCCCAAUGAAUGCAGGGUGCUGUUAAACAUGUAGAGACCAAACCCACACAAAUGUAACCCUCUAUUAGUGCCUUACUCUCAAGUCACCAAUUCCCUUUAGCUCUCACAUUUCCCCAUCCAAGUGUAAAUUCUGCAGCUAAAAUUUAACUUGCAAUUGCUGAUAGAUGUACAUUGUCGUCAUGUGUUCAGCCUCAAACUGCAACUCACCUGCUUGACAAGGCAAGAUGUGCAAAAUGCACAAGCUCUCAGGAAAAAAAUAACACAACAAAGCACCAGUUCCUGACUUUUAACAAAAAAAUAGACCUUCAUAUUCUUA